Molecule: messenger RNA, 2204 nt
Organism: Megalops cyprinoides (Indo-Pacific tarpon)
Lineage: Eukaryota; Metazoa; Chordata; Actinopteri; Elopiformes; Megalopidae
Gene: serpinh1b
Product: serpin peptidase inhibitor, clade H (heat shock protein 47), member 1b
Exons: 6
Coding region: 194-1411 (405 amino acids)
Biological process (GO): collagen fibril organization; negative regulation of endopeptidase activity
Cellular component (GO): endoplasmic reticulum
Molecular function (GO): serine-type endopeptidase inhibitor activity
Source: RefSeq, a predicted model, not a curated record
UUUGCCCGGUAUAUAGGCCAGCUGAAGGCUCUGCCUCUCUGUGAGUCAUCGUGACACAGAACCUGAGGAGAGCUUCGCAGACCUGCAAGCUGCUGCAGAAGAGCCCAGCCAGAAUGAAAAUCGCAAAGCUUGACAUCACUAUGAAAACCUUACAAGUUCCAGGCCUUCAUCGUAGAUUGAGUUCACUGAAAGCAUGCGGGUGAUAAGCCUUGUAGCUCUGUGCCUGCUGGCUGCAGCCACCUCUGGCGAGGACGCCAAGCUGAGCACCCAUGCCACCGCCCUGGCAGACCACAGUGCCAGCCUGGCCUUCAGCCUCUACCACAACAUGGCCAAGGAGAAGGACCUGGAGAACAUCCUCAUCUCACCUGUGGUGGUGGCCUCAUCGCUGGGCCUCGUGGCGCUGGGCGGGAAGUCCUCUACUGCCUCACAGGUGAAGGCUGUCAUUGGCGCCAACAAGGUGAAAGACGAGCACCUGCACACUGGCCUGUCUGAGCUCCUGACUGAGGUCAGCAACUCCACCGCCCGCAACGUCACCUGGAAGAUCAGCAACCGCCUGUAUGGACCCAGCUCUGUCAACUUUGCUGACGACUUCGUGAAGAACAGCAAGAAGCACUACAACUACGAGCACUCCAAGAUCAACUUCCGCGACAAGCGCAGCGCCGUCAACUCCAUCAAUGAGUGGGCGGCCAAGUCCACUGACGGCAAGCUGCCUGAGGUCACCAAGGAUGUGGAGAAGACCGAUGGGGCCAUGAUCGUCAACGCUAUGUUCUUCAAACCGCACUGGGAUGAGAAGUUUCAUCACAGUAUGGUGGACAACCGUGUCUUCCUGGUGACCCGUUCUUUCACCAUCUCUGUGCCCAUGAUGCACCGCACAGGACUGUACGGGUUCCACGAGGACACUGAGAACAGGCUGUUCGUGCUGAACAUGCCUCUGGCUCAUAAGAUGUCCAGCAUGGUGUUAAUCAUGCCAUACCAUGUGGAGUCCCUGGACCGGCUGGAGAAGCUGCUGACCCGCAAACAGCUGGACACCUGGCUGAGCAAGAUGGAGGAGAGGGCGGUGGCCGUGUCCCUGCCCAAGGUCAGCAUGGAGGUCAGCCACAACCUGCAGAAACACCUCACAGAGCUUGGCCUGACGGAAGCUGUAGACAAGUCAAAGGCCGACCUCUCCAACAUCUCAGGUAAAAAGGAUCUGUACCUGUCGAACGUGUUCCACGCCUCGGCCUUGGAGUGGGACACCGAGGGGAACCCAUUUGACACCAGCAUCUUCGGCACAGAGAAGCUGAGGAACCCAAAGCUCUUCUACGCUGACCAUCCCUUCAUCUUCCUCGUCAAAGACAACAAGACCAACUCCAUCCUCUUCAUCGGCAGGCUAGUCCGGCCUAAAGGCGAUAAAAUGCGAGAUGAGUUAUAGUCCUCAGGGGUUAGUCUGUGAUUAUUCUUUUAGUUUGUGUGUGCAACUGAAGUGUGACCGAGAAAGUGAAAAAAGUGUGACAUAGUUUGACUGUUACCUCAUGUGCACAUUCCAGUAUACAGGCUGUGGACUGAUGUCUGGGUCUUAUCAAUUCUGAAGCAUAUUUCAGGAGCCUGAUGUGUCUGAACCUAAGUAAAUAUUGUCAUAUGUGGUUCUGUUUCAGAAAAAUUUUGAUACCAAGGUCUGAAUUCUGAAUUCCAAAGGAAAAAAAUCAUGAAUUACUUAAAGGUAGUGAUAUUUUUACCACCACGUGCCUUAUUUUUAAUGUUACAUGGCAGAUGACAUGACUGACAACAUGCUUAUAUUAAGUAUGAUCUCUCAGAUAUUUGCCUAAUUGUGAAGUCAUCAUUUCCCUCAGGGGUUUAAGUAUUCAUUGGUAUGGCUAAUUGUUUUAAAAAUGUUUUGUUUCUUUCACUGCGACUUCUCCAGCAUCAGCUUUGUGAAAUAUGUGGGCUUUCCAUGGUUACCUUUAAUGUUUAAAGUCAAAGGAUUUUUGCACAAGUGUCUUGCAAGCUUACCUGGUGCUAUUUUUCCACCACUGGCAAAAUACAUUCCUUCCUCGUUCACGACUGCACUGAAAGCGCUCUCCUGCACUAGCCAACCUUCACACUAGAGGCAAUGUCUGAGUCGGGUGUAUGAAUGAAUGUAAUACACUCCACAUCUUCAUGCUGUGUCAGGUCAUGUUACUGAGGGUUUUUUUUGCCACAAAAUCCCUGUUGGAAUGAUGCAACAG